Messenger RNA from Oncorhynchus masou masou (cherry salmon), 2012 nucleotides. RefSeq names its product chromatin modification-related protein MEAF6. Gene Ontology annotation, cellular component: NuA4 histone acetyltransferase complex. The coding region runs from base 153 to 761 and encodes 202 amino acids. The transcript is spliced from 8 exons. The record is from RefSeq and is a predicted model, not a curated record. NCBI's taxonomy places the organism in Eukaryota, Metazoa, Chordata, Actinopteri, Salmoniformes, Salmonidae.
AAGCAGAGCCGCAGGAGAAGAAAAAGCAUUUGGCUCGUUUGCAAAACAAGCAAACGUGCCAGUCAUCUAGCGCCCACUUGUGGUGAAAGUCUUUGCUUUUCCCUAUUUUAACUCAUCAUUGAAGACGCUGUUUUGUUUUUCGGAGAUUCAUCAUGGCGAUGCAUACGAAGGCGACACCGCCACAGAUUCCCGACACUCGUCGGGAACUCUCGGAACUGGUCAAGAGGAAACAAGAACUUGCGGAGACAUUGGUGAACUUGGAAAGACAGAUCUAUGCAUUUGAGGGCAGCUACUUGGAAGACACCCAGAUGUAUGGGAAUAUCAUUAGAGGAUGGGACAGAUACCUCACCAACCAAAAAAAUUCCAACAGCAAGACAGACCGAAGAAACCGAAAGUUUAAGGAGGCAGAGCGUCUGUUCAGCAAGUCUUCAGUCACUUCUGUAGCAGCUGUCUGUGCACUUGGCGGGAUACCAGAUCACAUGAAUGAAAAGCGUGAGCCCGGCAGUGGGACAGAGAGCGACACAUCCCCAGACCUCCAGAACCAGGAGAACGAACCCAGUCAGGAGGACACGGAGGACGCAGAUGGGGCACUGCAGGACCUCAAACCCCAAAAGGCUGCCUCGUCCUCCUCCGGAAGCCACCAUGGGAGCCACAAGAAAAGGAAGAACAAGAACAGACACAGCCCUUCUGCCAUGUUUCAUUAUGACUUUGAAUUCGACAUGAAGGUGAACAAAAAACCCAGAGCGGACUAUUCAACUUGAUGAAUGGGGAUGUUAAGCACUUCAGACCAGAACUGGCCACACAGGAGAAGUCUUCAGUGAAGCAGAGAAUCACUUCUCUGGGCUUUGUGAACUUUAUAUGCCUUAUGUUAACUGACUUGGUUUCUGCUUUGUGUAUAUUGCAUGAAAUGUUGUCCCUCCCCACCUGCAACUAGAAAUAUUUGUGUUUCAUGAUUUUCCUGCAGAAAAGUACAAGGUGUGUAAUUGCAUGUUACUCAAUACCCAGCUGGGGUUAUUGUAUAGUGUUGAACAUUCUAUGUUUAUCAUGUAACUUCACAUUUUCCUCUGCUCUUCUUGUGACAAAAAUAACAAGAUUAUAUUUGUCGUUGUGUGGGUUUGUUAGCUCUAGAAUAUCCCAACUUCUGUUUUUUUGUUUUUGUUUUGUUUAGCAUAAAAUUGUAAUAAAACAUUGAAAUUAUAAAUAUUACUAUAUAUAGUUUAUGGUAAAAAUCUAAAUUUGUGAAGUUCUUGCCCACCAGGAGCAUUGAUAAUGACUUGCUGUUAAUCAAAAUGUCAUCUCUGUCUUUACUCUGCACUCUUCAGUGAUCAUAUAGCAGGGGAAUCAAUAGGGAAGCUAGUUUAUGACCAACAGGCCAACAUCUGUGUCUGACGGCAUCUACUGUCUGGUUUCAUUGUGGCUUCUUCAUGGCCCUGUUACCUGCCACGGUGCUCAGAUGAGUCUCUGUCUCUCUCUCUCUCUCUGUCUCUCUCUCUGUCUCUCUCUCUGUCUGUCUCUCUGUCUGUCUCUUUGUCUCUCUCUUAUUGUCUGAGUCUCAAAUAGCUCCCUAUUCCAUUUAUACGACACUACGUUUGAUUGGUGAAGUUUCAGUGAGUUCAUGGAAAUUGUUUUAGUACUGUGUUCACCUUCAAACAGCUUUAUUCUGACUCCCAAGUACGAUUAAAAUAACUCUGUUUACGCACAAAGAUAUGAAGUCAUUAUGACAUUCCUACAGUGACCGUUUCAGAGAUUUGAGUUUGAUUUCUGAGCAGUGGCAGUUAAAGUGAACCAGGGGGCAACAGGCUGACAACACAUGACCCAUGCCAUGUUGGGGAACAGUGUACUAUAUGCAGUUUAACUAGUAAUUGAACUACAUUUUACAGUAGGUUGGUGGUACUUGAACAAAAUUCAAAUCUUGGUACUGUUUUCAGUAGGUAACUUGUUUUGUUUGUUGUGUAGCUAACUACUGGAACUACACACUUUUGCAAAAGGAAAAUAAAAUGUGGUUGAAGUAG